This is a messenger RNA of Lymnaea stagnalis (great pond snail), 1117 nucleotides long. Lineage: Eukaryota; Metazoa; Mollusca; Gastropoda; Lymnaeidae. The record is from the annotation of a GenBank genome assembly.
GAUUCAGAUGGAAAGACUGGUGUGUUUUGUCACAUGAUGCCAUUCCUGUUGUACUCCAUUCUAUACUCGUGUGGCCCCGACCCUCAUGUCUGUUGCCAGUUUGACUUUCACUCUGAUAAGUGUUUCAGGGGAAAACAAACUGUCCCCAAAAUUACUGUUGAUGAGACCAACAUAAAAACACUGUAAGCUAAUUCAGUCAAGUAUUUUUCUUUGUCCUGUAGGUAUAUUGCAGGAUUUCCCUACAGGAGCCUGUAGGUAUAUUGCAUUGUUUCCUUACAGGAGCAAAUUGAGGAUUUUAGAAGGAAAUUUAGUUUCUGAGAUAAGAUAUCUGUCAGUAUUUUAACAUUGUGUCUGUGUCAAGGUGGCAUGAUUUGGGGGGGGGGGGUUUGAAGACAGGAAAACAUUUUAAGUCAUCCACUUUUAUUUCUUCAUUUAUUGCAAUACUAAUAUACUUCCCUUGUAUUGACUAGUGUCCUUGACUAGUGUCCUUACAUUGAUUAGUUAACAUUUUAUCCUUGAGGACUAAACUGGGCAGCAAAAUUAAAAUUCAAUCUUCCUGACAGCAGCGUGGAGACUUUCCUUUUUUUUAAAGCUUUUUCACUAAGGAUGGGCUGGGCAGGUGGUCAGGAGGGGGGGGGGGGGCACGACAUUAAACCUUUUCCCUUUAGAUCCUCAAACGGGGUAGGAGAAGUAAACGUUGGGAAACAGUAGUAUUGUGUUUAUCCACAUGACAAAACCUUUCAAUGUAGAGUCCCAUCAGCAAUGAGGGUAAUUCAUUAAUGUGCUAACAAGGACUGGUCAAGCAUAUUACAUUUUUCAUUAAAAGUUGAAUUUUAGAUACUGUAAUAUAAAAAAAGAAGAAAUUACUUAUAAUAUUAGCGUCUUGAAUUGACAAGAAAAAUUUUCCAUGAGAUAAACGAAGACUGUUUCUUGAGUUUGUUCAAACAGAAAAUUUAUGUUAUUCCAUAACAUUGUCUCCAGAGCAUGGGCACUGUGGGAACAAUUUCAGAAAAAGGCAACACUGUACCGCACUGAUGCACUGCUCGUGCCCCACGGGGAUGACUUUCGUUACGGCAGCGAGAGCGAGUGGUCUCAGCAGUUUGACAACUUGGGGAAA